CACUAUGUUGCUGCUACUGGCUCUGGUGAGUGUGGCCCUGGCUCAUGCUUCUGAGGAUCAACUUGAUGGCAACCGGGUGUUCCGUGUUAGUGUACAUGAUGAAGAUGACAUCAACUUAAUUCAGGAGCUGGCCAACACCAAACAGAUUGAUUUCUGGAAACCAGAUUCUGCUACGCAAGUGAAACCUCUCACAACAGUUGAUUUUCAUGUUAAAGCAGAAGAUGUUGCCACUGUGGAGAACUUUCUGGAGGAGAAUGAAUUUUACUAUGAGGUAUUGAUAAGCAACGUGAGAACUGCUCUGGAAGCCCAGUUUGAUAGCCACAGCCGUGCAACUGGACACAGCUACACCAAGUACAACAAGUGGGAAACGAUAGAGGCUUGGGUUAAACAAGUUGUCACCGAGAAACCAGACCUCAUCUCUCAGGACAUCAUUGGAACCACAUUUGAAGGGCGUAACAUGCAUCUCCUCAAGGUUGGCAAACCUAAACCAAAUAAGCCUGCCAUCUUCAUGGAUUGUGGUUUCCAUGCAAGAGAGUGGAUUUCUCCUGCAUUCUGUCAGUGGUUUGUGAGAGAGGCCAUCCGUACCUACGGACAAGAGAUCCAUAUGACAGAGCUUCUUGAUGAGUUGGACUUUUAUGUUCUCCCUGUGUUCAACAUUGAUGGCUAUGUCUACACCUGGGCAAAGAGCCGAAUGUGGAGAAAAACCCGCUCUACUAAGGCUGGAAGUUCCUGCGUGGGUGUAGACCCCAAUAGAAAUUUUAAUGCUGGUUGGUGUGAAGUGGGAGCUUCUCGGAGUCCGUGUGAUGAUACUUACUGCGGACCAGCCCCAGAGUCUGAAAAAGAAACAAAGGCCCUGGCAGAUUUUAUCCGCAAAAACCUUUCCUCCAUCAAGGCCUAUCUGACAAUCCACUCAUACUCCCAGAUGAUGCUCUACCCUUACUCCUAUGACUAUAAGCUGCCUACAAACUACGAAGAAUUGAAUGCCUUGGUGAAAGGUGCAGCAAAGGAGCUUGCCACUCUGCAUGGCACCAAGUACACAUAUGGCCCAGGAGCUACAACAAUCUAUCCUGCUGCUGGGGGCUCUGAUGACUGGGCUUAUGAUCAGGGAAUCAAAUAUUCCUUCACUUUUGAACUCCGGGAUAAAGGCUUCUAUGGAUUUCUCCUUCCUGAGUCUCAGAUCCGCCAAACCUGUGAGGAGACAAUGCUUGCAGUCAAGUACAUAGCCAAAUAUGUACUAGACCAUCCAUAUUAAUGAUAAUCUGAACCAAUUUAUUUCAAAAUGCUUACUGUUCUUUUCUUGUCUGUGUUUCUUGACUGUUUGUUUGAAGGCUUGCAGACCCUAAUCUUUCUUUUAGUUUUCUGGGUGUAUUGACCGGCUUGGGCCUCUAAAAGCAUCCUAAUAAAAUCAUAUCA
Messenger RNA from Acomys russatus (golden spiny mouse), 1413 nucleotides. RefSeq names its product carboxypeptidase B1 (gene Cpb1). Lineage: Eukaryota; Metazoa; Chordata; Mammalia; Rodentia; Muridae. Gene Ontology annotation, molecular function: zinc ion binding; metallocarboxypeptidase activity. The transcript is spliced from 11 exons. Bases 5 to 1252 code for a protein of 415 amino acids. Gene Ontology annotation, biological process: proteolysis. The record is from RefSeq and is a predicted model, not a curated record.